Molecule: messenger RNA, 912 nt
Organism: Rhododendron vialii
Lineage: Eukaryota; Viridiplantae; Streptophyta; Magnoliopsida; Ericales; Ericaceae
Exons: 1
Coding region: 47-601 (184 amino acids)
Source: RefSeq, a predicted model, not a curated record
ACCCACAACUGUGCCCCAACCGCCCAAAGUGCACCUUCAAAAGGGCAUGCACCACUAUCAAACCCCAUCAAACCACACACACACGCAGAGAGUGAGAGAGAAAGAGAGAGAGAGAGAGAUGGCAAUGCGGUCUGCAGUCACAUUAUUUCUCAUCGCUCUGGCACUUGUCCAGUUAACCACUGCUAGAAACGUGCCUAACGAAGGCCAAGGUCUCAAGGACCAAAAGACGUUUGGACCCUUUGCUGGGCUCGGUGGGUUUAGCGGUCUGGGAAGCAAUGGGCUUCCAGUUGGCGGGCUUGGUGGUACGGUUGGCUCCGGUGGACUUGGCGGUGAUGGUGGAUUGGGAGUACCUAUGGGCGGUCUUGGCAGCGGCAGCGGUGCCGGUGGUGGUUUAGGCGGAGGGGAUGGUGGUUUGGGAAGUUCGGGCGGUAUUGGCGGCGGCGGUCUUGGUGGCCUGGGUAGUUUAGGUGGAAUUGGAAGCGGUAGCGGCCUCGGUGGUGGUGGUGGUCUUGGUGGAGGAGAUGGUGGCUCGGGAUCACAGGGUGGCCUCGGUGGUGGUGAUCUUGGUGGCGCUGGCACUGGUGGUCUUCCAAAUCCAUGAAAGUUUAUGUUAUUAGCAUGGCUUUUAUAUAUCACCGAUUUUAUUUCACCGUUCCCAAGAUAAAAGUUUCUUUAAAAAAGAAAUCCAAAAUAAAAUUAUUUGGUUAUUAUAGAAUCACCCAUAAGUAUCUAAGUGAUCGGUGAAACAAACGGUGAUCAUAAAUAAAGCGGAUAAAUGUGUGUCGUGUUCUCUUAUGUUGGUGUUUCAGGGGUGUUUACGUCAUUAGGUUUCCCCUUGUAGGGUUUUCCUUUUCCUAUGUAUAUAUUUUGUCGAAGUUGUUUUAUAUGAAGUGAAAAUGUUCUUAGAUACAA